GCCUCCCCGUCCCGUCCUAUCACCCCUGUCUCGUCUGCCCCGUCUCCCUCCUGCUCUGCUCCUGCCCCUGCCGGCCCGAUUCAUGUCGCCGCGAUGCCCGGCUGACGUAACGAAACAUCAACAAGACCCUCGCCCCCGCCGCCCCCGCGCCGACGCGUCGACCCGCUUACGUCAGCCGUUCCACCGUCCGCAGACGCGUCGACCCGCGCUUUGCCUCUCCCUUCUUUUUCCCUCCUCCUCUCCCCCCUCUACUCCCCACCACACUCCCCACGCCCCUUCCCGCAGGGCUGUUGCGCCGCCGGCGUCUUCUUCACCGUUGCCCGCCGGGCGCCAUGCGGGCCCAGCACUAGUGCACUACGCUUCUAUUAUCCACUCGGCUUGAGCGCCCGCGCACCCGACGUCGCCUCGCCUCGCCUCCGCCAGCUUUAUCGCCUCUGGCAGCGCCUUGGCCAUUGCCGCUGGCGCU
Messenger RNA from Pichia membranifaciens NRRL Y-2026, 466 nucleotides. RefSeq lists its product as hypothetical. The record is from RefSeq and is a predicted model, not a curated record. The coding region runs from base 83 to 382 and encodes 99 amino acids. Lineage: Eukaryota; Fungi; Ascomycota; Pichiomycetes; Pichiales; Pichiaceae. The transcript has a single exon.